CCGUUCCAGGUGACUCCCAUUUCUACACUCAGCAGCGACCCGGAGCCUCGAGCUAGUCUGGAGCGCGCAACCAGCUGACGCAGCAACAGUCGGCGCUGGCUUUGGGGGUGCAGUUAGCGGUUUUGUAGAAACUGGGUGUGAGUCCCUCUUUAAGCCUUCACUGAUUAUUAUUAUUCACUAUGAAGAGAAUAAAAAGGCCCACAUCCUGACGUCCAAUUCUUGGUCAAUGACAGUCUGUCGCGGUGUCGGUGACUGACAUGGACGCUAGUGACAAUAAGGAUGUGAAGCUUUCAGCCGAAGUGGAACCGUUCAUCCCACAGAAGAACGGUCUUGAAGGAUCGAUAGUCAGCAUGAGUCUUUCUGGAGAUGCAGGCGGAGGGGGAGGUGGCGGAGGUAUCGGAGGAGGCGGUGGAGGGGUGGAAACCACUCCCAUACCCAGCUACCUCAUCACCUGCUACCCUUUCGUCCAGGAGAAUCAACCCAACAGACAACAUCCUAUGUAUAAUGGAGGGGAGCUGCGCUGGCAGCAGCCUAACCCCAGCCCCGGUGGUUCAUACCUGGCCUACCCCAUCAUGUCUUCACCCCAACCUCCCGUCUCCAAUGACUACACCUACUACCAGAUUAUGCCUGCUCCAUGCCCUCCGGUGAUGGGCUUCUACCAACCCUUCCCUGGCUCUUAUGCAAAUCCUGUGCAAGCUGGAGUGGUCAACCCUGUCUCAGCAGAUGUCAGUGAAAGACCACUGCCUCUGGGGCCAGCGUAUGGGAUGGCCAGUCAGAGGGGGAGAGGCAUGGUGCGUCCUAAUGUUCUCCCAAAGCAACAGUUGGGCGUGUGCCAACCUCUAAGGGGUCGUCGGCCUCCAACCAGGAGUGUAGCUGUGCAGAAGGAAGUGUGCACUUUGGGGCCUGAUGGUCGGACCAAGAUGGUCAUGCUGGUGGAUGCAGCACAGCAGACUGAUUUCCCAGGUGAAGUGUCAGGGAGAUGCGCUGCAGAGCAGGCUAGUCCCCUGCUGUGGAAGAACAAGACAAAGAGAAGACGGGCGUCCCAUCCGGCCGAAAACUUCAACGAGCAGGGCGCCAGUGAGGCCGAUAUAGACAGCGACAGCGGCUACUGCAGCCCCAAACACAACCAGGCUGCAGGCGCAGCGCAAAGAACUGCAGAGAAUACAGCAGCACCCACAGGAGUCGAGGCUGGUGUAAUGACAGCAGGUACCUGGGUAAAUGUAGCAUCUCAGGCCACCCCAAAGUCCUGGGGGGACAGGAACGGCCAGUUUCACAGAGCGGACCAGAGGAAGAAUCCUGAACAGAGAAACUUCUCACAGGAUUUCCACAGUGGCUAUCCAGGACGUGUGCCGCCCAGCCAGUCAGACCAAAGGCUGCAGCCAGCAGCGGUCACUGGUAAUGAGGUCUCCCCAGAGCCCCUCUACUUUGAGGAUGAAGAUGAAUUCCCAGAUCUGGCGAGAGGGGGGGCGGCCCAACGCAGCACCAAACCAGAAUCUACUUCAGCCCAGACACACGCGCAACCUAAACUUCCCAAACACCUGCUGGAUAACCUGCCAGAAAACUCCCCGAUCAACAUUGUGCAGACACCCAUCCCCAUUACCACCUCUGUUCCCAAGAGGGCCAAGAGCCAGAGGAAGAAGGCUCUGGCUGCUGCUCUGGCCACUGCACAGGAGUACUCUGAAAUCAGCAUGGAACAGAAGAAAUUACAGGAAGCAUUCACCAAAGCAGCGGGGAAGAAGAGCAAGACCUCUGUGGAGCUGGACCUGGGAGAUAUGCUGGCAGCGUUGGAGAAGCACCAGCAGGCUAUGAAGGCCAGACAACUCAACAAUACGAAGCCACUGUCAUUUACAGUUGGAACAACUACUCCAUUCCACGCUUCAGGCUUGGUCAGCCUGCCGUCCAUGUUGAAGGGUCAUCAGCAGCCAUACUCGGCCCCACACAAUUCCCUGGAUUCCACCGCACCUCGUAUCAAGAGAGGGAAGGAGAGAGAGAUCCCCAAAGUGAAGCGGCCCACAGCCCUGAAGAAGAUCAUCUUGAAGGAACGUGAAGGGAAGAAAGGGAAGACGAGUGUGGAACAGGAGUCUUCAGGCCAGGAGGAGCAUGGGGAGGAGAGUUUACAUUUUACUGAUGAUCUUGCACGAGAGCCUGCCUCCCAAGAAGACAAUGGUCUGAGUAUGCCCAGCGAUGCUUCCCUUUCCCCGGCCAGUCAGAACUCUCCGUAUAGCAUCACCCCCGUGUCCCAGGGUUCCCCUGCCAGCUCUGGCAUCGGGAGUCCCAUGGCCUCAAACGCCAUCACGAAGAUCCACAGCCGGCGUUUUAGAGAGUACUGUAACCAAGUGCUGAGUAAGGAGAUCGACGAGAGCGUGACCAUGCUGUUACAGGAACUGGUUCGCUUCCAGGAGCGGGUCUACCAGAAGGAUCCCACCAAGGCCAAAUCCAAACGCCGCCUGGUCAUGGGUCUCAGAGAGGUCACCAAGCACAUGAAGUUGAAUAAGAUUAAGUGUGUCAUCAUAUCUCCCAACUGUGAGAAGAUCCAAGCCAAAGGUGGUUUGGAUGAAGCUCUAUACAAUGUAAUUGCCAUGGCGCGGGAUCAGGAGAUCCCGUUUGUGUUUGCUUUGGGCAGAAAAGCUCUUGGACGCUGUGUCAACAAACUAGUGCCUGUUAGUGUGGUUGGCAUUUUCAACUAUUCUGGAGCUGAGAGUCUCUUCGACCGCCUGGUGUCUCUGACAGAAGAGGCUAGGAAGGCCUACAAGGACAUGGUGUCGGCUCUGGAGCAGGAACAGGCCGAGGAGGCUCAGAAGAAUGACAAGAAAGUCCCUCACCACAUGGGGCACUCCCGUAACCACUCUGCUGCAUCUGCCAUCUCCUUUUGCUCCAUCUUCUCUGAGCCUAUCUCAGAGGUCAAUGAAAAGGAGUACGAGACCAACUGGAGGAGUAUAGUGGAGACUUCAGAUGCCCUGGAGCCUGUAGAGGCUGAGCCGAGUCGCCCUGCACCUUCCACAGCCACCCAGAAAGACGGUGACACCGUGGCAGCCGCCACGCCUGGCGCCGCUGCUCCCCAGCCAGUCAGAGCAGCGCCGCCGACGCUGACACUGACGCAGGGUACCGGGGAGAGAGACGAGGUCCGGGUCGACGACCGGCUGGAGCUGGCCUCUCAGCAGAGCACAGAGACGGGCUCACUGGAUGGGAGCUGCAGGGGCCCGCUGAACUCCUCCAUCACCUCCACCACUUCCACCCUGGUCCCCGGGAUGCUGGAAGAGGCGGAGGAGGAGGAAGAGGAGGAGGAGGACUACACUCCUGAGCCCAUUUCUGUGGAGGUUCCUACCCUCAGCAGCCGCAUUGAAUCCUGGGUGUCAAAGACCCUGGAAAACCUGCAGCUGGGAAAGAGCCAGGAGAGUACAGAAGAAGAAGAGGAGGAGGAGGAGGAAGAUGAGGAGGAGGAGGAGGAGGAGAAAGGGCAUAGUGAAGAGGAGGAACUUGAUUCAGCGGAUAUCCCAGAGCCGAGGACCGAGGGCAAAGAGCAAGUGGAGGCUAAGAAGGUCACAGGUUGAUGUCUCCUCCUCCCUCUUCUGCUCUCACAUAUACUCAUUCCCUAUGUUGCUCUCACAUCCUUCUUCACAGCAACCAGCAGCUUCUCUCCUUUGUCUCCAACCCCUGACGCCACACAUAAUCUCAGGUAUCCAACCAACUGACCAACACUCACACACUACAGAGAAACUGACCAACUUACCAACACACAGCGUCGCAGACCAAACAACAACUAACACAGUCUGAGGGAGAGUCGUCGACCCCAACACUCGUCUUGCAAUUUAAUAGGACGCCCUCACUCCUUCGGCCCAUAACCUGCUACACUUGAAUUCAGAGGGAAGUGUGUGUGACUUUCCUCCUCCGAGGCUGAACUCGUUUAGAGUCGGGGACGUUUUCUGGGAGCAAGUGCUUAAAAUGGUGCACUGCUGUCUGUAGCUCACAGAGAAGGAAGGUUGGAACCUUUCAGCUCCCAUCUUAUUUCACACCGAGCUCAGAAGGUUUACAGCACUGCAAGUAUUUUUGUGUGCGUGUGUUUGUGUGCAUGUGUUUACGAGCACAUCAUUUGCAUUUAAUUUUUGCUGUGUUCUUUAGCUUUAUCUCUGUAAAUAAUGUUUUUUGCUCCAUGAGGGAAUGAGAGACAUGCAUUUCCUGAUUACUUCUUGGUUGAUAUUUAGCUUCUUUUUUUUUCUUCUUUUUUUUUUUUCACAGAGCAUUACAGUGUCAGGGGGGUUAUGUCUUUCUACCUAAACCACUCCCAGCCAUCAGUGUGUGUGUGUGUGUGUGUGUGUGUGUGUGUGUGUGUGUGUGUGUGUGUGUGUGUGUGUGUGUGUUAUUUUAAUGUUCAAAUAAUAAGUGUCCCAUUCUGUGUUCAGAUGAUUCAGAUGACUUUAACUUCUAAGAAGCCAAACACGCUUUGUGUAUAUAACCAUGUCUGUGUGGUUCUAUUACAGUAUAUAUUGGUUUGUCAUAUUGAUUCUGCCUUGUGUGAAACUAUUUUGGUUGUUUUCCUCUGACUGGAAUUGUCUUGAGUUCCAAGAUGUCUGUGCUUCAGAAAAAAAAAAGAAGAGAAAUGUUCCCGUUGUUCCCUCUGGUGGUGGUUGCUCUCUGAUGGGGAGGGCGGUCUCAAGCUGUCUCCUUGGUAAUGACCUCACAACAUCUAACAUUGAGAUGUGAGAUAGCAGAGCAUAGUUGUGUAAUGUAUGACAUGAAAUAAUCUCGGUACUGGAAAGUCAUUGUUUUACCAGUGUUCCCUCCUAUUUCCUUUUUAAAGAAAUUCUACUUAGAUCAAAUGAACCAAUAGGACAAGCAAGUGUUUACUGGGAUUAAUUAAGUUGAACAAUACCCAAGUUGACAAAGUAUCGGAUAUGGCUCGAACCUUUUUAGAAGCUCCUCUAGAUUUUACAGAGCAGCCUAAAGUCCGCGUUCACCACAGCUGAGAGUCGCCCUGGAAGUAGUCACACAAGUCGUGCACAAACCUUUUGUAAAUACAUGUGUACAAAAGAGAUUUUUGAUUUUUGAUUGUAUUAAAACCAAUACAAUCAUCCAGUUCUUAAAGCCAUUUGAUAAGUUUUAACAGUUUGAAGAUGGUUGAUUUGAUGGAGAGCAUUCAGCCCAUCGACGAGCAUUCGGGCUGUUUAAAUGCAGUAUGCCGGGCGGUAUGCAAUGUGAAGCCUUGAGAUGGGAGACGACGUGCGUCCCGAAUAUCACACUUGGGAUCAUGAAAGUAUUUCUAGUUUGGUAACGAGUACGCUGUGUGUCGGCUUUUGGUUGCUAUGACGUCCAUCAAAGUGUUUUUGAAGUUAAGUUACUUGACAGCAAGUGUGUUUCGUUGCACUAUGUAAAUACAGUACUGGUAAAAGGUCUUGUAACUAAUGUGAAAAAAAACAAAACAACGGUUCAAUGAAGUACUUUU
This is a messenger RNA of Cyclopterus lumpus (lumpfish), 5440 nucleotides long. It is a transcript of the gene secisbp2l, whose product is annotated as SECIS binding protein 2-like. Gene Ontology annotation, molecular function: ribonucleoprotein complex binding; selenocysteine insertion sequence binding; mRNA 3'-UTR binding. Gene Ontology annotation, cellular component: ribonucleoprotein complex. NCBI's taxonomy places the organism in Eukaryota, Metazoa, Chordata, Actinopteri, Perciformes, Cyclopteridae. The transcript is spliced from 18 exons. The record is from RefSeq and is a predicted model, not a curated record. Gene Ontology annotation, biological process: selenocysteine incorporation. The coding region runs from base 258 to 3551 and encodes 1097 amino acids.